Messenger RNA from Notechis scutatus (mainland tiger snake), 1400 nucleotides. NCBI's taxonomy places the organism in Eukaryota, Metazoa, Chordata, Lepidosauria, Squamata, Elapidae. The record is from RefSeq and is a predicted model, not a curated record.
GCUGUUCCAUGCCGCUAGGAAUGGAGAGCAAAUCCAUUCUUAAUGAACAGAUUACUGCCUCGUCUUGGGUUGACAAUGUGUUUGCUACUUGGUCUCCCUUUUUGGCCCGGCUCAAUUUGAAAGGAAGAAUAAAUGCAUGGAGACCAGAGGUUGACAGCACAGCGGAGUGGCUUCAGGUGAACUUUAAGAAGAUCGUACGGGUGACAGGAUUGAUAACUCAAGGCGCCAAAUCUGCCUUCACCCAUAUGUUUGUAAAGGAGUUCAGUCUUUCCACCAGCAUAGAUGGCCAAAACUGGACAUCCGUCCUUCAACACGGGGAGAAACAGGUUUUCCAGGGAAAUCACGAUUAUUUCCAGCCUGUGAUGAACUUUCUGGAUGUCCCGUUCUUUGCCAAAUAUUUGAGGAUACACCCACUCAAGUGGAACAAACAUAUUGCCCUGAGGAUGGAGGUGUUGGGCUGCGACAACGAGCAGACAGAUUCCUAGUCAAGAUCAAACCAUCUUUGGCUUUUGCUGCAAACGCUCAAACAAGUAGAAUAUUCUCCUGCCCAGCCCACCGCAAUGCUGUACAUAUAUCGUCAUAAAAUAUACUUCCAUUACUCUUGUAUUUUUUGCCAAUGGUGUUUGGCUGCAUAAGGAGCAACGUGAAGGCACUGCAAAAUGUUGCAAUGGUAUAUAUAUAGCCCGUGACAUGUGUCAAGUGUGGGUUUUGUUAGGAUCGUACUGUGGAAUUGAGGAACAGCGAUAUUUCUUCGCUCGCAAACUUUGUGCGGGAUUUCUUAGAGGCCAGGACAUUAGCUGCAUGAAUUCCUAUGAUGGGCUUUGCAUUUUUUGGUGGUGGGAGGGAGGAUUUGAAACGAGCACUUUCUUCCCCACGGUCACUGUUCUCGUGAUGGUUCAUCAAGAGAGGUUUUUAAGAAGAAAUUAAGACAGCCACUUGUCUCAAAUUGUAUAGGGCCUCCUGCUUGAGCAGUGGUCAGACUAGAAGACCUCCAAGGUCCCUUCCAGCUCUGUUCUGAUUGGUUGGUGGUCUUCCCAAAGAUACCACUGAUAUCUAAAGAAGAAGCUAGCACUAUCCGCAACAGCUCCUACUGACCAAGGAAAGAGGAAAUGUUUCGUUUUGGGGAUACCUGAGCAUAGAUCUUAAUUGUUGAGUAUUUGCUAGCCUCCAACAUUUUGAAGAAGCUCCUUUGAGAGCUCCAACAGAAAGCUCCUGGAAAGCAAAUUAACCUGUAGAGGCCAAAACAUCCAGUCAACCUGUCUUGAAGUCAACCAUAGAUUUAUCCUUUUACUAGAACCAGCCAUGGCUUGACGUUGGACUACAAAAAGUCUUGUAGGUUGUGAUGGAUCGGAAUUGUCAUCUGUCAAAUCAAAAAAGCUGUUCAAUUAAAAAAAAUUGUU